Sphaeramia orbicularis (orbiculate cardinalfish) is the source of this 3827-nucleotide messenger RNA. Its product is annotated as ATP-dependent 6-phosphofructokinase, platelet type. The record is from RefSeq and is a predicted model, not a curated record. Lineage: Eukaryota; Metazoa; Chordata; Actinopteri; Kurtiformes; Apogonidae. Bases 120 to 2537 code for a protein of 805 amino acids. The transcript is spliced from 23 exons. Gene Ontology annotation, biological process: canonical glycolysis; fructose 6-phosphate metabolic process; fructose 1,6-bisphosphate metabolic process. Gene Ontology annotation, cellular component: cytoplasm; membrane; 6-phosphofructokinase complex. Gene Ontology annotation, molecular function: 6-phosphofructokinase activity; fructose-6-phosphate binding; identical protein binding.
AGUGUCAAAGUUAUCAGUGUGCCUGUGCGGCAAGUCUCGGCUCGAAUCGGCUGGUCUCGGCUCGGUUCGUUCUGCAGCAUACAGUACUUCAGACAGUGACAGGGACCCAACGGGCGCAGAUGGCGAACAUGGCAGCACCGAAGCGGCAAGACACUCGCAAAUUUUUCGAGAAUCUGUCCGGCGCCGGGAAAUCCAUCGCCGUGUUGACCAGCGGAGGAGAUGCCCAAGGUAUGAAUGCAGCGGUCCGGGCUGUUGUCCGAAUGGGCAUCUAUGUGGGCGCCAAGGUCUACUUCAUCCAUGAGGGUUACCAGGGGAUGGUGGAUGGAGGUGACAAUAUUAAAGAGGCCAGAUGGGAAAGUGUCUCCAGCAUGUUACAAGUGGGUGGCACAGUCAUUGGCAGCGCCCGCUGUAAAGAGUUCCGGACCCAUGAGGGUCGCCUGAAAGCUGCCCACAACCUGGUGCAGAAGGGCAUCACCAACCUGUGUGUGAUCGGUGGAGACGGCAGUCUGACUGGAGCGAACCUCUUCAGAGAGGAGUGGAGUGGCCUGUUGGAGGAGCUCCUCCAGCAAGGUCUGAUUGAUGAGGAGGCAACCAGGAAAAACUCGGCGCUACACAUUGUCGGCAUGGUUGGCUCCAUUGACAACGACUUCUGUGGGACCGACAUGACCAUCGGUACCGACUCAGCCCUGCACAGGAUCAUUGAGGUGGUGGACGCCAUCAUGACCACGGCUCAGAGCCACCAGAGGACAUUUGUACUGGAGGUCAUGGGCAGACACUGUGGGUAUCUGGCUCUGGUCAGUGCUCUGGCAUGUGGAGCAGACUGGGUGUUUAUUCCUGAAAUGCCACCUGAAGAUGGCUGGGAAGAUAACAUGUGUCAGAAACUGUCUGAGAGCCGAUCACGAGGUUCCAGAUUGAAUAUUAUCAUAGUUGCUGAAGGAGCCAUUGACAGACAAGGACAACCUAUUACCUCUGACUUUGUGAAGGAUCUGGUAGUGCAGCGCUUAGGUUUUGACACCAGAGUCACCAUCCUGGGCCACGUGCAGAGAGGUGGGACCCCCUCAGCCUUUGACAGGAUCCUCGCUAGUCGUAUGGGUGUGGAGGCAGUGCUGGCAUUAUUGGAAGCGUCAGCUAACACUCCAGCCUGCGUCGUGUCUCUGGUUGGCAACCAGGCUGUUCGACUGCCACUGAUGGAAUGUGUUCAGAUGACUCAAGAAGUACAGAAGGCCAUGGAUGAAAAGAAGUUUGAUGAGGCAGUGAGGCUGCGUGGCAGGAGCUUUGAGAACAAUCUGACCACCUACAGUCUGCUAUCCUACAGGAAGGCAGACUCUGAACUUCCAAAUGGGGAGGAGGAGGCUGGGGAUGAAGAGCAGUUUGAUAGCUCCUUUAACGUGGCAGUAUUGAAUGUGGGAGCUCCAGCAGCAGGUAUGAACGCUGCUGUGCGUUCCGCCGUCAGAGUUGGCAUCACCGAAGGCCACAAAAUGUUCGCUGUCAGUGAUGGCUUUGAGGGAUUCUACAAAGGACAGGUCAAGGAGAUAAAAUGGGGGGAUGUAGGUGGUUGGACUGGCCAGGGUGGGUCAUUACUAGGGACUAAAAGGACCCUUCCAGGUAAACAUCUGGAUGAAAUUGCUGAGCAGAUGAGGAUUCAUAAUAUCAACGCUUUGCUUGUCAUUGGUGGAUUUGAGGCCUACGUUGGAUUACUGGAACUUUCUGCAGCACGGGACAAAUAUAACGAGUUCUGUGUGCCCAUGGUUAUGGUACCCGCCACCGUCUCAAAUAAUAUACCUGGUUCAGACCUGAGCAUUGGCUCAGACACGGCUCUGAACGCCAUUACUGACACAUGUGACCGCAUUAAGCAGUCAGCCAGCGGUACGAAGCGGAGGGUCUUCAUCAUUGAGACCAUGGGCGGUUACUGCGGAUACCUGGCCACCGUGGGCGGUCUGGCUGCUGGCGCUGACACAGUCUACAUCUAUGAGGAGCCCUUUGACAUCCGGGAUCUGCAGGCUAACGUGGAGCAUCUGACCCAGAAGAUGAAGACGAGCAUCCAGAGAGGUUUAGUGCUCAGGAAUGAGAACUGCAAUGAGAACUUCACCACUGACUUCAUCUACCAGCUGUACACGGAGGAGGGACGAGGAGUGUUCGACUGUAGGAAGAACAUCUUGGGACACAUGCAGCAGGGAGGAGCUCCAUCUCCAUUUGAUAGGAACUUCAGCACCAAAAUUGCUGCUAAAGCCAUGCAGUGGAUCACACGUACACUCAAGGAGUCCUUCAAAGGAGGCCGGGUGUUUGCUAAUUCGGAGGAUACCUGCUGUCUGUUGGGGAUGCGUCGCAGGGCAAUGGUCUUUCAGCCGGUGUCAGAGCUCCGCGAUGAAACCGAUUUUGUUCACAGGAUCCCUAAGGAGCAGUGGUGGCUGAAGCUCCGCCCCCUAAUGAAAAUCCUGGCCAAGUACAAGACGAGCUACGACGUGUCCGACUCGGGUCAACUGGAGCACGUGAGCCGGUUCCGACCCAAAGACAGCGACACAUCGGCCGCCAUCUGAGCCGAGGCCCCAUCCCCGGCAGAGCGCAUCACUUCAGCUUCACACCAACAGUGGCCGCUUCUUGCACAAUCACUGAUCGACCGGCGACAAAGCGCAGAUCAUUCAGGUUAGACAGGAGGAAAAUGUGCACGUCCAACCACUCAUCAAGAGGCAUCACUCAUGUUUUAGAUCAUGACUGAAACCGGCAGAGUUGUGUGAACAGCGCUCUUCAACUAGUUUUAACAAGCAAACAACUCUAACACUGUAUUUUUAGAUCCCAAUCUAAAUUAUUAGACUUAAGUAUAUUCUCUAUGUAUUUAUGCACUGUUAAUAAUGUAUGGUGUAAGUAUUGAAAAUGUAGCCAGCAAACAGAAUCAGUGUUGCCAAUUUUGCAAUUUUUUUUUUUUUUUUUUUACAAAAUUUGCUAAAUUUUAGUGGCUUUUAUUCACAGAAACACCUACAAAAAUCUCAUCAGAAUCAAUUUUACCAUAAAUUGUUGAAUAGACUUAAAGUUACAAAAAAGGAAUAUGUAAAUGAUGUGCUUUUUCCAUAAAUUGUAAUGAAGCAAAUAAAGUAGGUUGUAUUUAUAUAUUAUAUUAUAAUUGGGGAUCAUUAGUCCACGUUGUACACACUGCACAGAUACUAUUUUUGUCACGUGUUCAAAUCAGUUGUUUAUCAUAAACAAGUUUGUGUACUGAGUUUCAUUACUGCAGUAACACAAGCCGAUGGAAAAAUCCCAUGGUCUUUAUGUUGAGGGAACCAUUGAACCAUUAUGAUACUAACGUCAAAGUUAGCCUUCAGCCUGUUGUUAUUCAUAUUUAUGUGACACUGUCCAUGGACUUUUAGAGCUUUAGACAUUGCAGUUGGCAACACUGACCAGAAUAUGUCAAGGAAAACAAACGCUGAAAUGUUGAAUUUGUAGCUUUUGUUGUUUUCAUUAUUCCUCAGCACUUCGAACCCAUGAUUCAUGUAAACUGAAAGCUGCUUCAGCAGAGGGAAUCUGUUCAUCUGAAGCCUGUUCAUCUUUCCUCUUGAAACUUGAUUGUAAAAUGCUUCUUGUAACUAGCAGGUAAAAGUGGCUUCAUUAGGCUUUUCUGAAGUGUGUGUGCAUAUAUGUGUCGUUGCCUUUGUCACUUGUCAUCCUGGGCUUUGUACAUGGCGUCCUCUAGUGGUUCUUCGUGAGUCAGCACCUGCUGUUGCUGUGUUCAGAUGUUAAGAAAGUUGGAAACUAACAUUACUGUAUGUACUUUAUGUGCUGGCAGUGGGACACUGUCACUGAGGAAUAAAUAAAGCAUUUACUGGAGGGAACAG